Hemicordylus capensis (graceful crag lizard) is the source of this 1740-nucleotide messenger RNA. RefSeq names its product hydroxymethylbilane synthase (gene HMBS). Gene Ontology annotation, biological process: heme biosynthetic process. Gene Ontology annotation, molecular function: hydroxymethylbilane synthase activity. Bases 432 to 1511 code for a protein of 359 amino acids. The transcript is spliced from 14 exons. Gene Ontology annotation, cellular component: cytoplasm. NCBI's taxonomy places the organism in Eukaryota, Metazoa, Chordata, Lepidosauria, Squamata, Cordylidae. The record is from RefSeq and is a predicted model, not a curated record.
GGGAUGAUGGGGAUUUUCUUUUAAAGGCCAUACGCGGGUCUUUGUAGAAAGGGAAUGGAGCGGCACAAAACGGGGCUGUGGCAGAGGAAGACCCCCACCGCUGCAACUCGUUUCUCGGGCUGAGGCGUCCUGCGGGGGCGAGUAGAAUGCCUCUGAGACGGUGCAGAGUGCCGCAGCAAACAGGAAAGGGCGCGCGAGAGCUGCCGUCGCCGGCAAUCACCUCUUUUACAGCAAUUACGGUAAAGGGGCCGGGUCGCAACCCCUUCAGAGAGAGAGCGGCAGGUGGGCGGGGCGCAAUGCCUGCCGGAAGUGACGCGAGAGGCAGGAAGACGCGUAUGUCCACUUGGAAGCGGCGAUGGAGCCGGCGGUGGCGGCAGCCAGCUAGCUGACCUUGCCCGGCUGGCCUCCCCUCGCCCUCCACGGCCGCCGUCAUGGCCAGCCCGCACCCUGACUCGGCCCCGGAGGAGAAUGGCUUGAAAAAGCAGACGAUCCGCGUGGGAACCCGGAAGAGCCAGCUGGCCCGCAUCCAGACCGACAGUGUGGUGCAGAUGCUGCAGGAACGCCACCCCCACCUCUGCUUUGAGAUCGUUGCCAUGUCGACCACUGGAGACAAGAUUCUGGACACGGCUCUGUCCAAGAUCGGAGAGAAAAGCCUCUUCACCAAGGAGCUGGAGCUCGCCCUGGAAAGGAAUGAGGUUGACUUGGUGGUUCACUCCCUGAAGGACCUGCCCACGUCGCUCCCUGCCGGCUUCACCAUCGGAGCCGUCUGCAAGAGAGAGAACCCCUGCGAUGCUGUCGUCUUCCACCCCAAACACACGGGGAAAACCCUCCGCAGCCUCCCUGACAAGAGCGUGGUUGGGACCAGCUCCCUGCGCCGGGCGGCUCAGCUGAAGAGGAAGUUCCCUCAGCUGCAGUUCAGGGACAUCAGGGGAAACUUGAACACGCGCUUGAAGAAGCUGGAGGAGAAGGAAGACUUCAGUGCCAUCGUCCUGGCUGCUGCGGGCCUGAGGCGGAUGGGCUGGGACGGCCGCAUUGGCCAGAUCCUGAGCCCAGCGGACUGCUUAUAUGCUGUCGGACAGGGUGCCUUGGCGGUGGAGGUGAGAGCCAAAGACCAGGCCGUCCUGGAGAUGGUGUCUGUCUUGCACGAUGAGGAGACGGUGCUGCGCUGCAUUGCUGAGAGGGCCUUCAUGAAGCGCUUGGAGGGCGGCUGCAGCGUCCCAGUAGCGGUGAGCACCCUGUUGAAGGACCUCCAGCUCUACUUGACUGGAGCAGUCUACAGCCUCGAUGGAUCAGAGAGUCUUCGGGAGACCAUGCAAGCAAGCAUGAGCUUCCCAAAUGAGAAUGAAGAUGGGCCUGAUGAUGACAUUCAGCACGUGGGCAUCACAGCCAAGACCAUCCCUCACCCAGCACAAGUGGCUGCAGAGAGGCUGGGCGUGGAGCUGGCGGAACUGCUGUUGAGCCAGGGGGCAAAGCAGAUCCUCAGUGUGGCCAGACAGAUGAACGAUGCCUGAGAGCGGCCUGGUCACCAUCGUCCUCUUCCCAAGAGAGGGCGCAACUCCUCAUAGGUCGCCACCACUGUUCACUGGGCCUGAAGGACAGGCUCUGGUCAGUCCCCAGACAAGGCCUGGACUCUGAAAAAAGGGAACUGCUCCAAGGACUCAACAGGGUUGUGUUGUGUGGAGUGCCUGUUUUCUUCUGCCUUACUGUGGUCAAAAUGGAUUAAAGAGAUACAAAGUGGAA